AUGCCCCCACCUGGCCCAGCUGCGGGUGGAGAAGUUCACAGGGUGAUUGGAGCAAGCACUGCGUACGCCCAACAAAGCAAGCAGGUGAGAUGGAUGACGCCUCACAAUUCAACUUUCCCCGUCGUGAUGAAUCGAUUCACGGUUCAGCGAACAAUUGCCGAUGCACGGAAUGGCCACGUCGUUCUAGCCCACGACACAGAAACAGGCGAUUGUGUCGCCAUCAAACAGAUUGACCGUCUCGCGGCAGAAGCACAUCGCUCCGUGGACCGCACGCGUCGCGGCUGUCUUGCUGACAAUACUGCUAUCGAAAAGCACGUGAACCGUCUUUUGAGCAGCCACGGGGGACACCCCCACAUCCUUCGAAUGCGGUUCGACUUUGUGCAGGAUGGACAUGAUCACAUGGUGUUUGACUACUGCCCGGGAGGUGACCUCUAUGACGCCCUUCGCAACGGCCCCCUUCUCCCCCCCAUAGCCAAGCGCUACUUUCGACAGCUCGUUCACGCCGUCGGCUACAUGCACGACAAAGGGAUCGCUCACCGCGACUUGUCCCUUGAAAACGUCCUUCUCGACCGACACCACAACUGCAAAGUGUGCGACUUUGGCCUCGCCACGUCGGCGGGAGUCCCUGUGUGCGACGAAACAGUCGGCAAGCGCUUCUACAUGGCCCCCGAAGUUGUCCUAGGCCGCACGUACAACCCGCGCCAAGCCGACGUGUGGUCCCUCGGAGUCAUUCUAUUCAUGAUGUUGACUGGCGUCCCUCUCUGGCAACUGGCUUCCCCAACCGACCCGACCUUUGAAUACUUCAAAGCGCACGGUUUGCGCAGCCUCAUUGCGAAUUGGGGGGUCGAAUUGGAUGAGUGUGCCGUCGACUUGUUGGAGCACAUGCUCGAGCCGCAACCAAUUCAACGGUACACUUUGAAACAAGUGGUCGCCCACGGCUUCCUUGGGGGACGACGGCAGCCUGCCACGAAAGCGUCAACAACACCGUCCCCAACAAAAUGGAAGAAACCUGCCCCUGCGCUGUCAUUCGUCCACCGACUAUUUAAGCACGAUGAGUCGGCGGCAUGCCCCCCGUGA
Aphanomyces invadans is the source of this 1077-nucleotide messenger RNA. Its product is annotated as CAMK/CAMKL protein kinase. The record is from RefSeq and is a predicted model, not a curated record. The coding region runs from base 1 to 1077 and encodes 358 amino acids. Gene Ontology annotation, biological process: protein phosphorylation. Gene Ontology annotation, molecular function: ATP binding; protein kinase activity. The transcript has 2 exons. NCBI's taxonomy places the organism in Eukaryota, Oomycota, Saprolegniomycetes, Saprolegniales, Verrucalvaceae.